Molecule: messenger RNA, 1560 nt
Organism: Aplysia californica (California sea hare)
Lineage: Eukaryota; Metazoa; Mollusca; Gastropoda; Aplysiida; Aplysiidae
Product: splicing factor 45
Exons: 13
Coding region: 185-1432 (415 amino acids)
Biological process (GO): alternative mRNA splicing, via spliceosome; mRNA cis splicing, via spliceosome
Cellular component (GO): precatalytic spliceosome
Molecular function (GO): RNA binding
Source: RefSeq, a predicted model, not a curated record
UUCCCAUUUAUUUCCGGGUCAAACUCUGACCUCCUUAUAAUGGCUGCCGUGUUUGGAUCGGCGAAGUAAUGCAUGUUAGGCUAUUUGGACUUUGAAGUCUAGCGAGUACAUUUGUAAAGAUUGGAUUGGCAGAUUUCCCUUUUUUUAAAAACAGUAUUAACAGCGCACCUGAGGGAGAGUCACCAUGUCACUCUAUGACGAUUUAGACCCAAAGGAAGAAUUGGGCAGUGGGAAAAUUACAAAGUCAUCAGUUGUCCCCGGAUGGUCUCCAGGCUACAAACUGCUGGCCUCGACGUUACAGGCAAAGAAAGCUUCAAUCCUUCAGCCUAAGCGUCAGCGGGCCAGUCAGCUAGCUCCGGUCGUUGACCUCAAGCGUCAUGUGGAUGUGGACGCACCCCUACAGUUUAACAUGCAAACUGGCAAGCUGGAAAAGGUGAACCCUCCGGUGAUCCAGCCCCAGGCCUCCAUCGCUGUGGCGCCUGUCACGCCCUCCGCUCCCUCCCCCUUCACAAUGUCGGAGCCCACCCCGUCCAUCACAGGGGUCGCGGACGAGUACGACCCAUUCCGCCCCAACGAGUACGACGAGGUGGUGAAGAAGAUGAAGGAGGAGAAGGAGCGAGAGAGGGAGAAGGACAGGAGGAGGGACGACAGACGAGACAGAGAUAGGGGCAGAGACGAUCGGCGGGAUGAUAGGAGGGACGACCGGGACAACAGGAGACGAGAUAGAGACAGAAACGAUGGCGAGGAAUCCGAGAUGGAAAGGAUGAGGAAGAGAAGAGCCGAAGAGGGAGAGGAGGAAGAAAUCGACAGAUCGAAAAAAAGCGGUGGAGCGGCCAUUGCACCCCCUACGGCUUUGCUGGAAGAGGCGCCAGUGAAUCCUGAUGAAAGAGCAAAAUCCCCCCCAAAUAUGGGCAUGGCCAUGAUGGGCUCGGUGGCCUCCAAGAUCAUGGCCAAGUACGGCUACAAGGAGGGCCAGGGUCUGGGCAAGUCGGAGCAGGGUAUGAGCACAGCGCUCUACGUGGAGAAAACCAGCAAGAGAGGGGGCAAGAUCAUCCACGAGAAAGACAUUCCCAAAGAACUGCCAGCUGCUCAAGAACCAGCGCCGUCCAACACAAACAUGCUGAAAAGUCCCUCCAAAGUUAUUAUGUUGCUGAACAUGGUGGGCCCGGGGGAGGUGGACGAGGAGCUGGAGCCUGAGACGGCCGAGGAGUGCACCAAGUACGGAAAGGUCAACAAGUGUGUCAUAUUUGAGAUUCCCGGUGCCCCAGACGAUGAAUGUGUGCGGAUUUUUGUGGAAUUUGAGAGAAUAGAGUCUGCAAUUAAAGCUCUUGUGGACCUGAAUGGCAGAUUUUUCGGAGGCCGUGUGGUGAAAGCGUGUUUUUACAAUCUGGACAAAUUUCGAAGGAUGGAUUAUAGCAGUUGUGUAGAAUAAGGGACAAACUUCUAGUGUAGAAUAAGGCUCAAAGUUCUACACUCCUUCCUCAUAGUCGCUCGCCAUGUGUUUGAAUUUUCUAUGUCCAUGCAUUCAUUGUACAUAAACAUUAAAAUAUAUUCAAAUGA